Molecule: messenger RNA, 2731 nt
Organism: Orcinus orca (killer whale)
Lineage: Eukaryota; Metazoa; Chordata; Mammalia; Artiodactyla; Delphinidae
Gene: POFUT2
Product: protein O-fucosyltransferase 2
Exons: 9
Coding region: 143-1810 (555 amino acids)
Biological process (GO): protein O-linked glycosylation via fucose
Molecular function (GO): peptide-O-fucosyltransferase activity
Source: RefSeq, a predicted model, not a curated record
CGCCCCGACUCGGGAUCAAGGAGGACUCAUGCCCUAGGUGGGCCCCGUGGCGUUGCCUUGGUACAGACGACGCUCUCCACGAGGGCGGGCUGCACUUCCGGGGCGGGGCACGGCCAACGGAAGUACGUGACCGCCCGGGGCCAUGGCGGCGCUCGGCGUCUUCUGCUUUCUCCUCGGGGCGGUAUCCUGGCCGCCGACCUCGGCCUCGGGCGAGGAGUUCUGGCCAGGCCAGUCGGCAGCCGACAUCUUGUCGGGGGCGGCGUCCCGCAGACGGUAUCUUCUGUACGACGUCAACCCCCCGGAGGGCUUCAACCUCCGCCGGGACGUGUACAUCCGGGUCGCCUCCCUCCUGAAGACUCUGCUGAAGACUGAGGAGUGGGUGCUGGUACUGCCCCCCUGGGGCCGCCUCUACCACUGGAAGAGCCCCGACAUUCACCAGGUCCGGAUUCCCUGGUCUGACUUUUUCGAUCUUCCAAGUCUCAGUAGGAACAUCCCCGUCAUGGAGUACGAACAGUUCAUUGCAGAGUCCGGCGGGCCCUUCAUCGACCAGGUCUAUGUCCUGCAAGGUUAUGCAGAGGGCUGGAAGGAGGGGGCCUGGGAGGAGAAGAUCGACAGCCGGCCCUGCAUCGAGCCGCCCCUUUACUCGCAGGACAAGCACGAGUAUUACAGAGGAUGGUUUUGGGGUUAUGAAGAGACGCGGGGUUUAAACGUCUCCUGUCUGUCUGUUCAGGGGUCGGCUUCCAUCAUCGCCCCUGUGCUCCUGAGAAACACGUCCGCACGGUCCGUGAUGUUAGACCGAGCCGAAAACCUCCUUCACGACCACUAUGGAGGGAAGGAGUACUGGGACGUGAGUGUCGCAUGGCAAGCAUCUCUGUACAUGUGUUUAGUCUUGGAAAGCCCAAGACCCUCAGCAGCUCUUGUUUUCCACCUUGCUGACUGGCCUGAUGAGGCUCUUAGCAGGCGUGGGGGAGGGUCCGCCGACCCGGCGCAGCAUGGUGUUCGCCAAGCACCUGCGGGCCGUGGGGGACGAGUUCCGGAGCAGGUACCUCAAUUCCACGGACGCGGCCGACAGGAUCCCCUUCGAGGAGGACUGGACCAAGAUGAAGGUCCAGCUGGGCUCUUCGCUGGGGGGCCCAUACCUGGGCGUCCACCUGAGGAGGAAGGACUUCACCUGGGGGCACAGGGAGGACGUGCCCAGCCUGGAGGGGGCCGCGAGGAGGAUCCGCAGCCUCAUGAAGACCCACCAGCUGGACAGGGUGUUCGUGGCCACGGACGCCGCCAGGAAGGAGCUGGAUGGGCUCCGGAGGCUGCUGCCCGAGAUGGUGCGGUUCGAACCCACGUGGGAGGAGCUGGAGCUCUACAAGGACGGGGGUGUCGCCAUCGUGGACCAGUGGGUCUGCGCACACGCCCGGUUUUUUAUCGGCACCUCGGUCUCCACGUUCUCUUUUCGAAUUCACGAGGAGAGAGAGAUCCUGGGGUUGGACCCCAAGACGACAUACAACCGGUUCUGUGGGGACGAGGAGAAGGCGUGCGAGCAGCCCACACACUGGAGAAUUGCGUACUGAGCCGGCCCACGGGCGCCCCACACGCGGGCUCGCAGCAGCCGCCCUCAGGACAGCAGCAGCUGGCUGGGCAGCAGGCUGUCCCCUCUCCGGUCUCAGGCCCGGGAGCCUUGCGGAGCCGCGCUGCGUCUGUCCUGCCUUCCCCAGGCCCACCUGUGUGCCGUGACCCAGCGCCGCCGCUUCCCCGGGAUGCGGGCUGUUGGCUCCAGAUCCGGAACCGUGUGUCCGCGGCCAGCGAGGCCCCGUGAUGCCUCGGAGGUGCCGGCUUGUCCUGUUGACCUUGGCCUGGAGGGUCUCCCACAGCGCCGGGCAGGCCUGGCGCCUGGGCUGCUCCUGUCCCGGGCGGCGGACACAGGGAGUGUUGACGCUCCCUGUGCCACAGAGCAGGGCCCCUGGUCCUGCCCUUCUCCCCACAUGGGACCCCGUGCCAGCUGGACGGCGGGCGAACCACCACAUCACAGGGCCGGUCUGAGGCCUUUGGGGGCCUGUGAUGCCCUCGCCCCGUCCGCCCCCACUGCCUGGGUCAGAGCAUCGGCCCCAUCCGUCCCGCACUGCCUGGGUCAGAGCAUCGGCCCCGUCCGUCCCCCACUGCCUGGGUCAGAGCAUCAGAACGUUCCUUGGCGAGUCCCGGUGCUUUGUGUGCUCACGGGGACGGGACCCCUGCCGGUGAUCUGCAGGGUCCGUCCAGCUGUCCAGGCUGUCUGGUCUGUGACGGCCACAGCAGUACGAGGGGUGGCCAGAUGCUCGUCCUCGGAGCCCCUGUGGUCCCCACGCGAGGGCAGGGUGCAGCUGAGAGGAGCGGGGUCACUCCAGCCUCGGAAGGCACCUUGGGGACCAGCUGCUGCGGGGCAGAGGCCCGCCUGCAGAGCCCUGUGUGGGGACUUCACUGCCGCCACGAGGGAGCUGCUGUGAGGGCACUGCUGGGGCCCCACCCCGUCCCCUCCAACUAGGCGCCCAACUUCCCACGACACCUGGGGUGACUGGCGACCCUGCAGAACCCAUGAGUCUGGGCUGCAGCCGCCCCGUGUCUCCUUCCUGAGCUCUAGAGAGGCCCUGAUCAUACGGCGGGGUCCUGCGGUGUCACCGCCGUGCCGGGUGAAACCGCGAGAUAUUUAUUCUUUGUCUGUUUGUACAUCAAGUAUUAAUAAAAUACGUUUUCUAGAAACGGU